AUCCAGAAACAUCUGCAGUCUAUGUUUUACUUGCUCAGGCCGGAGGAAACGCUUAAAAUGGCGGUGAAACUAGAGAGUGUUCAUGCUCUGAGGACGAGAUAUUUGGUUGUUGUAUCAAGGAUGGGCAGUAGAGGCGAGGAAUGCUGUCUGUUAGGCAUUGACUGCAACGAAAAGACCACAGUUGGUCUAGUACUUCGAGUCAUGGCCAAUACUCAGAUAACGCUUGACGGAGACGGGGGCUUCAGCGUAAGCGUGUGCGAGCGACAUCAUAUAUUCAAACCAGUUUCGGUGCAAGCUAUGUGGUCAGCUUUACAAACUUUACACAAAGUGAGCGCCAAAGCGAGAGAGCAGAAUUAUUUCCAGGGCGGCCUGACGCACUCUUGGGUGGAGUACUAUGAGAACCGAAUCGAAUCUGACCGAUCCUGCCUCAACGAGUGGCACGCCAUGGAUAACCUAGAGUCGAAGCGACCACCUUCGCCUGAUUCCAUUCGCACCAAGCCAUCGGAAACGGAGGAAACGGAAAAAGUGAUACGUGCUACCUUGAAGGAGAUUAUGAUGUCCGUUGAUUUGGACGAGGUGACUAGCAAGGCGAUCAGAACGAAGGUGGAAGAAGAGUUGGAUAUGGAUUUGACGGCGUACAAGUCUUUCAUUGAUCAGGAAAUACUGGUGAUUCUCGGUCAGAUGGACGCCCCGACCGAGAUAUUCGACCACGUGUACUUGGGUUCCGAAUGGAAUGCUUCCAAUUACGAGGAAUUGCAAAAGAAUGGGGUUGGCCAUAUCCUGAAUGUUACCAGAGAAAUUGAUAAUUUCUUUCCCGGUACAUUUGAUUACCUGAACAUUCGAGUGUAUGAUGACGAACAAACUGAUCUCUUAAAGUAUUGGGAUGAUACUUACAAAUACAUCACAAAAGCCAAAGACAAGGGUUCGAAAGUAUUAGUUCACUGCAAAAUGGGAAUUAGCAGAUCUGCAUCUGUAGUAAUAGCUUAUGCAAUGAAGGCUUGCAAUUGGGAUUUUGACACAGCUCUAAAACACGUAAAAGGAAAGCGAACAUGUAUUAAGCCAAACACUAGUUUCCUUGUACAGUUGGAAACCUAUCAGGGUAUUUUGGAUGCCAUGAAAAACAAGGAAAAAUUACAGAGAUCAAAGUCUGAAACUAACCUCAAAUCACCAGGGUCAAAUGGAAAAAAUGAAAAAGUGUUGGCAAAUAGUGAACCUACCCCUAUAAUUCAGGCAUUUUCCAAAUCACAUAAUAUCGAAACUACAAUGUCAGGACAUGACUUACAGCAUUUGGGUGUCCGCCCAAAAUCUUGGUCUCCAGACAAUUUGGCUACUAGAGAAAUGGCUAAUGCCACAAAGUCCUCGCCUCUUUUUAUAUCCUUGGAAGAUAUCAGUCAAAAAUCUUCCUCCAAGGAGUCUAUGAAAGGUUUACAGAAUUCCUUGGAAUUAAAAACCCCACUUGCCACACACGUAUUAAUGCCCUGUGAUAACGGAGAAUCCUACAGUGUCUCUCCAAACCAAAUUGUUCACUUACCUGGUCAUGAUACCACUUCCACUUGGAGUUGUGACAAGAAAAAAUUAGUAUUAAAUCUUGCAACUCAGUUCGAAAUGGCAGAUCAGCGAAAGACAAUUGAAGUGAGUGAAAGUUCCUGUAAUGUAGUGCAUAGUGAAAAGUAUGACAAAAGAGUUGAAGACUUGAAAAAAGACACUUGGGAUCCAGGUGAGAAAAAAAGAAGCACAUUCUCUCACUGUGACAAUUUAAAUGAUGUCUGUGAUUUUGAAAUUAAUAGUGUAAGUGAAAGUCAGACUGUGUGGACCUCCUCAACAACAGUCAAAACAGAAAGUUCUGUUUUACCUAGUUGUAAUAGUACAGUUAAAGUUCCUGAUUUGUUCCGCACACAAACGGUAGCCCUACGAAAAGACAGUGAUCCGUUUUCGAACCAGUUAGACAAAUUUUUUGACCGUGAAGAAAAGAAACAGUAUAGAAUGUCUACCAUUCCUGUGAUUUCUUCGGCAUAUGCUCCUGAGCUCUCUAUUGACGAAAAAUUCAGAAGGGAUUCUCCAUCACGGCAGAGUUCUUGGAGUUCCUAUGAUUCGGCAGUUGCGUUGGGCUUUCAGAAUGAAAACUGUGAAUUGUCACGACAUAGCUCUUGGGGUUCUGGGGAUACUCGAAAUUUGCCUAGCAGAAAUAGCUCAUGGGGUUCUUACGAUAUGCGGUCUAGAGGUCCGGUUCAUUAUAUGAAUGAAAAAGGUGAGAAGCUGUUGCAUAACUCGGAAAUAUCAAACAACACUUCUUGCGGACUAUUUCCGUAUGAAAAGGAGGAUAUUCCAUUCCAUCCAGGAACUGUUAAGAGAUCAAAACAAAAAAUAGAGGGAGGCUCAACCAAAAAUCCCCAUACCAGUGAUCACUUGAUUAGUAGUUGUGUCUCUCUAACCAAGACUCCUAGUUCUGAAACUUUGUUUGAUUUCAUUCCAGAAGCAGUGAAUACUGUUGUUAUUGAGUCAGUAUCAAAUAGGGAAAAUAUCAUGUCUAGUGCCAUAUCAGACAAAAUAAACAUUCCUUGCGAGGACCGCCAAUCUUCCAGCUUUUCAAGGUUAUCAAUAAGUGCUCCCGAGCAAUCUUCAAUGGAGUUGAUAACACAAGAGGGAACUCUUUCUCGUUCAGCAUCAAAUGUUUCCUCAGUGAGCAAGUUAUCAAAAGAAAAUUCAAAUUCAGUGAUAAGUACAGCACAGUGUUCUUCAGUAAAACAGCACAGAACUUUUUUAGAAAAUUUACAUAAUCUGCAAGACUCACAGUACAUGUCAAGAAAAGCUGAGGAUAUGUUAGACAGUUCAAGUGGUUUAGGCAAAGUACGUAACUUAAAGAAAGAAUUUGAGGCAAAGUCAAGCACAAAUAUGGAUCAAAUUGAGAUUAUUGAAAAAUCUUGUAAACAUAAAGUUAGUAGUUUGCCAUCAUCACCAAUUAGUAUACAUGUGGUCAAAGAAAAGCAAGAAGAAAGUAAGAGUGUUUCAGAUGAUGGAAACUUCAAAAACCUCAUAGGACUGUUUGAAAACAAAGAAGGCGCUCAGGUAAAUCGUAGGCACAAGUAUAAUACCACUGGUAGGCCUUUCACACCCAAUCGCAAUACUCGAUACUCUUGCAUAGAAAUGACUGUUGAAAAAAAAAACCGAAUUUUACAAACACCCCUUAUUUCUAAUCUUAAUAGGAAUGGUUCUCCCGUAGAUAAGAACGAUGACAAGAGACCUCCGAUAGUUCCAGUCGUCAGAAAUUCUACACCUGGAUUGAUGGUAGCAGCUACAGUAAUCACAGCUGCCAAAAAGAAACAGCAACAGUAUGGAAAAAGUCAUCCAUUGGCUAGGUUAAAUAUAAAACCCAGACAUAAUAAUCCUGUCUAUAACACUAUGUAAUGCUCAAAUUACAGAAGAGGCUGUGACUGCACUAUGUUUUUUAUAUUGUAAUUUUUUCUUUUGUUGAACGUGGAUGAGCUUGGAGCUUGAUUAGUUCUCGUUUUGUGUAUAUGGCUAAUUUUUCACUAUUUAUUUUUUUAUUUAAACGACUCGAACUCAAAUAUUAUAUAAUGAAUUUAUAUCACUCUACAUUAUGUUAAACAAUUUGGAACUGUUGUAAAAUACACCUUUUAGUGCUUGUAUUCCAUUGAAACUCAAUAUUGCUUGUGAGAGCUUUCAUGUUUAAUAACUGUAAAAAAAAGAUUGUUAUUAAAUUUUUCAAAAAACAUUUUUCCAACUGAUAAACUUAAUUGGCAUUUUUUUAAUAAAUUGAAUGAUUCUUGAUUCAUAAGUGUAAGGUCAGCCUUUGAUGGCCAACACAAUAAAUCAGUGCACCAAAUGAUAUUGGCAGUAACUUUGCACUAAAUCAUUUUCUGAAAUACAAGCAUGAAAUGUAAAUAACUCUUCACCAAGGCUUUAAGCAGUUAUGCUGAUGAAAAUAGUGCAAACUAAACUUAGGAUAAAUAGUGUCUGUCUGUGUUGCUUACUGUAAAUAGGCAAAUGUAUUUUUCGAACUUGUUGAAUAUGAAUUUUUAUUGAACUUUACAAACUGCUGUAAUAUUUUCUGUGUGAAAGUGACAUCCUUAACAAAAUUCAUUUUGUUAAUGUAAUUUACUGCCAAAAUAUUCAACUGUGGACCAUGAUAACAAUAAGAAUGAAAGUUUAGGUUGAUGGUUUAGUGAUAGUAUUGCUCUGAUAUUCUGAAAAAGUCAGAGACCAUAGGGAUAUCUACAGAAAAUAUUCUUUGGGGGUAUUUCAGAACGAAAGAAAAGUUGAUUUGGGUAUUUUUAACAAUGUGUUUUCUAAUUGUUAUGCUCAGUAAAACGAGAGCAAAUCGUGAGAGUAGUUUUAUAUAAAGAAAAUUAUUAUUCUGUGUUUUCAAUUUUCAGUAUAUCUGUCUUAGAAAUCAUUCACUCAUUGGAUUUUUUUUACUUUUUUCAACUUAUUCUGGAGAAAAAACUAUAAUUUAAAUUUCAAAAACAUAUUUUGAAAAAAAAAGAAUUUGAAUGAAUAGGUGGAGAUUGACAUUUGAAACAACAAUGAACUUUUGGUUAUGUGGUUAUGUUCCAUGAACCAGUCUCAAGUUAGGAGUCAUUUUUCAUCGGCUUGUUUCAUUUAACCACCAAAAUAUUGGUGGAAAUUAAAAUUUUUUUUUCAAUAUUAUCCAUGAUAGUAUAAUAGUAGGUACUAUAAAUUUUAUUCAAGAUGCGUUUCACAACAUAGUAGUUUCAUCAGUUGAAAUGGUGAACUCUGAACCAGUUCAACUGAUGAAACUAUCAUGUGGUGAAACGCGUCAUGAAUCAAAUUUAUAAUGUGAAAAUUGCAUAAUUAUUAUCAUGGAUAGUGUUAUUGAUUUCCAUCAAAUUACAGAUUAGAUUUCAAUUUUUUUUUUAAUAACUUCGAUAUACAAUGUAAAAAUAAAAUUGUACAACUGAUUGAUUCCACAAUCUGAUAACAAAUUGCCAACGCAAGAUCUAUUCCUUAGUCAUGCACCAUAGUUUAUAUUUGUCUAAACUAUAAACUUCUGGCGUGGAAUAAAUGUAUUGAAAUCUAACAGUUUAGUUUUAGUCAUAUCCUGAAGAUGCUUAGUUGAUUAAGAAAUCACUCUCAAAACGGUAUUUAGAAAUGCAGUAGAAGCAGUACAUCAGGAACAGUCUGAGGAGUACUUUAUACUUGAACUGAAUUAUUAAAAAUUUGUUAUGCUUCAAAACUGUUCAUCACAUUAAUUUUGGUGCAGAGAGAUUGGACCAAUAUACCAACAGUCAUAUACCAUUGAGUCAUUUAAGGUGUGUUCCAUACUCGUACAAAAUUUAAAACAAUUUGAGAAUGUCCUUAUAAAUUGGCUGAGUUCACUUUUGGUACCGAGAUUAUAAACAGCUUGAGGAAGUUAUUUAUAUUCAUUUAGGAGUUGUCUAUGGGGAGAUAUAUAUACUUGAAUGAGACUUUGAAAACAUCCUUAAAAAAUUGAGCCCAGUUUUUUUUGGUACAGACACUUUGAGAGCUAGUGGAACGAUAUACCAAGGGAUGAUUCGUGUAUGAGGCAUCUAAAGGGUGGUUUAUAUUCAAAGGAAACUUUCAAAAAUUUCUGUUCCACAAUGAAAAAUAUUUAGCCAAGUUCAUUUCCGGUAUAGAUACUCUGAAUAGACUAGAAAAUAUAUCUAAAGAUAAUUUAUUCAGGAACCCUCUAAGAAAUUGUUGAGUUGUGAAGUUUUCAUAAUGUAGAGAAUUGUUAAUUAAGGCGAGAUUUAACCUCAGAAGAAAUAUUGUCUUGGAAUUUAGUAAUGAAGUUAUCUAAUUCAUUAGUUGUACCAUUUUUUUACAUUAUAUAUUGAAUUUACGAGAAAAUUUCAAUUUUUAUUGGCAGCACUGAUACUUUGGUCACUAGGUUGAAACAGACAAAAAUUUACCGCUACCUUCAUAUUGGCGAUAAAAGAUGAAACUAGAAACUCCGACAUAGAAUAAAUACAAAAAACAAGCACUUUUCUCAAUCACCAGAAAUGCAAUACUCUUAUUGACCUGCGUUUCACCAACCAAGUUGAAGUCUGUACGAAAUGAAGAAAAAUCUACAUCUCCUGAAGACUACAAGUUGAUUGGUGAAACGCUCAUUUAGAAGAGUAUUGCAUUUCUGGUGAUAGGGUAAAGUUUUUGUUUCUGGUAUAUAUUAAUAUUGGUGGAUUCUUGUUUCAAGAUUUACCCAGAGAGAAUAGGCAUAUAUUGUUCAGAGAAUAACUUCAAAACCAAGGCAGAUAAACAUCAAGAGUGCCACGUUUCUGCUAGGAUUUGUUUUUCUACUUUCUGCCAACGAAUAGGAAAAAAUGGAAAGGAUA
Molecule: messenger RNA, 6332 nt
Organism: Leptinotarsa decemlineata (Colorado potato beetle)
Lineage: Eukaryota; Metazoa; Arthropoda; Insecta; Coleoptera; Chrysomelidae
Product: Protein phosphatase Slingshot
Biological process (GO): protein dephosphorylation; negative regulation of actin filament polymerization
Molecular function (GO): phosphatase activity; actin binding
Source: RefSeq, a predicted model, not a curated record